AUGGAUUCAAAAACAGAACAACCUACGCUUGAUAAAGAUUUGAUCGAAAAGGCAACCACAGCACUUCUUAAAUAUGUUUCAAAUCAACAAGAGGAUAAGAGUAAUGACAUUCUCGCAGACAAAGUACACAUUGUUUGGUUAAUUGUUUCUACUCACAGAUUUUUAGACAUAACUAAAGAUAAACCUGUUAGCAUUCCGCUAAAGCAUCCUUUAUAUGAUGCAUCGACAGAAAUUUGCUUGAUAACAAAAGAUCCUCAAAAGACUUUUAAAGAACUGGUUGCUUCUAAAAAUUUGAAACGUAUACGAAAGGUGAUUGGAAUAUCUAAACUUCGGAAAAAAUAUCAACCAUAUGAAGCGAAACGCCAAUUGUGUAAUUCGUAUGAUUUGUUUAUGGCAGAUGAUAGAGUUAUACCUUUGCUUCCAAAAUUGUUGGGAAAAUGUUUCUUUCAGAGAAAAAAGCAACCUAUUCCCAUAUGCUUAAAGAAUGAAAAGCAUUUUGAGAGAGAAAUCCUCAAAGCCUGUAAUUCUACAUAUAUGCAUUUUAGUCCAGGAACAUGUCUUGCGAUCAAAAUAGGCACGACUGAUAUGACAUCGUCACAAUUGUUGGAAAACAUAAUAACUUCUGUUCCGUGUAUCGUGAAUAAAAUACCAAGAAAAUGGAAGAAUAUUCAAUCUUUGAAUAUUAAGACUCAUUUUUCCACAAGCUUACCUAUAUUUAAUGCUGAUCCAUAUGCUCAGAUAACUAAAUAG
Molecule: messenger RNA, 750 nt
Organism: Dentiscutata erythropus
Lineage: Eukaryota; Fungi; Glomeromycota; Glomeromycetes; Diversisporales; Gigasporaceae
Source: the annotation of a GenBank genome assembly